GCCAGCUGUGAUCAGUGUUUUAUAUGCAGAUAUAAGGAAGCUGGCAAAAACCGGCAUUGCCGGCCUGCCCUCGACUAUGCGCUCGUUUUUCCUCCUCGUUUCUCUCUCUCUCUCUCUCGCAUAUUCCCCUGGUGUCUCUAAAAGCCCUCCAACUUUGAGCAUCGGCCGACCCUGUCGAAGCCUACAAGGGCCACGCUGCCUCCCAUGAAGAACAAGUUCUUCCUCUGUUUCCGGCCGCUGGGGCUCCCGACAGUAGCGGAAUCCGGCGGCGGGGAAACAAAGAUUUCAAUGGCGAAACCACGCGUCUUGGAUAGGCAAAGCUCCGUGAUCUCGCGAAAUGGAGAUGAUUCUCGGAAGAAGGACAAGAACAAGGCCUUUUCCGGGGCUGUCAAGGCUGUUCUGUUUGAGAUUUCGUUGAGAAAAAGGGCUCGAGUCGCCGGAGCUUCUCGGCUCAGAAUAGAUUCGAAGCACAGCGAUGUGAGCAAAAGCGAUUCACUCUCGGGGGCGUCCAAAUCGCCCACUGCCGAUUCCUCGAGUCCCGCCGGAGCUUCAUCGGCUUCAUCUACACCAACUUCGUGCUCUUCUUCUUCUUCUUCGUCCUCCUCUUCUUCAUCUAACAAGAAGUUUUCACGAACGCAAGGUCCGAGCAAUAUUCAACAACACAACAGGGCAGUGAAAAGCGAAGGGAAAGUGAAUGGUUGUGCAAGUAUGAACGCUGGUUUCGUGUUGGUUCUGAUCAGUCUCGGCAUGAUGGUAUGCUACGGGCGGCUCUGCGCCAUACUGUUCACGUCGGUGUGCCUUUACUUCCUGUGCCGGCAACCGGCGCCGGAAAAGGAGGCGCGGAGGGCGGCGGAGACGGCGAGAAAGAACAGGAAGAGGGUCAUAAUGGAAGGGCUGCUGGAGAGGAAGCACCACCAGAGGAGAGGGGCAUUAAAUUUGUUGGCGUGAAAGAGAAUUUGGGUUUAAUGGCGAUGGAUAUCGUGGAUGUGUCUCUCUGCUGGUGGCUGGUGCUGGCUGCUGCAGUUGUAAUUAUUUAAGGCUCUGGUCAGUGAAAUCUUAGUUUCACGCUUUUGGGAGGGGAAAUGUCGAAGAUAUUCUUCUCUCCAGUUCUUCUGUCAGAUAUUUUACGUAUUUCAUUUUCUUUUCUUUCCUCUCUCUGUUUUCUUAGAACGUAUAGGACCAGAGUUGUAAUGACGACUUCGUCCUGUCCACUUUGCAUUGAUAAAUCAAUUCCUUACUCUACUCUUG
Diospyros lotus (date-plum) is the source of this 1248-nucleotide messenger RNA. RefSeq lists its product as uncharacterized. The record is from RefSeq and is a predicted model, not a curated record. Lineage: Eukaryota; Viridiplantae; Streptophyta; Magnoliopsida; Ericales; Ebenaceae. Bases 205 to 948 code for a protein of 247 amino acids. The transcript has 2 exons.